GAUGUCUACGUUCCGGCCCGCGGGACUCUCCGACUCGGAUUCGGAUAGCGAUGAUUAUGGUUUCGAAAAACCGGCUAGAAGAUAUUAUAAUCCAGUCCACCAGCAAAAUGAUAGGAGAAGGAUUGAAAAUACCUUACAAGAUGCCAUUAUCAAUGGUAAUCUGGAUGAUGUCAAAACAAUCUUCUCUAAUGAGUUGAAAAACAAUGCAAACUUCAAACUAGACAGUGGAUGGACUCCACUGAUGCAUGCCUGCUUCCACGCACAGGACAAAAUUGUGGAAUACCUGUUGCAACAAGGGGCUGACCCCAAUCUACACUCCGAUUCUGUUACUCCGGUGAUGGUGGCAUGUUCAAACUCCAGCGCCAGCGAUGAGGCGAUCGUCAACAUAUUUGGUAGUCUAGUGGAAAAGGGUUGCCUGUUGAAUAUUGGCGACAAGUAUGGUCAGACCCCGCUCAUGAGAGCGAUCAGUAGCGGCCGGCUGGAGGUGGUCCAAAAAUUGAUUGAUUGCCAAGUUAAUAUAGAGAUGCGAGAUCAACAGGGUUGGACCGCACUUUUCUGGGCAGUACACCACAAUAAGCCAGAAAUCCUCAAACUACUUAUAGCCCAUGGUGCGAGAAUAAGAGAGGUAGACAAAAAUAGCCGCACCCCCUUAGACAUAGCAUAUUCACACGACCACCAACAAAUAAUAGAUGUUCUAAAUCCACACUUCAAGAUUGAUGCCAGUACUGACGCUGAUGUUAAUGUUGUGAAUGAUAUUAGUUCUUGGCAUGAUUUCUAUCCUGGUAUAGAGAAAGGUUUCAAGCCAAAUUACGCCAGCGAGAUCCGUCAUCUCCUCUUCGGGAUGAGCUGCGAGAGGCUCGGCCCACUAAUACACCAAAGCGGAAUAGAUCUAAGGACUUUCCUACUACUUGAAGCGGAUGAUAUGGCGAAACUAGGAAUAAACAUGCCCUUCGAGAGACACAGGCUGGAGAUUGGCCUUCGGAAUUUUCAUACUAAGGGCUGGAAUCUUAAUUCUGUGGCAGGAUUGUAUGCGCAGAAACAUAAGAAUUAUAGUGUAUUAGACUGUUUAACAACGCUAGGCACUCACCUACAACAGAUAUACAUCUUAGAAACCACAGUGCAAUACGCUCUACGGGAGUAUAAGAAAGUACAAGAUCAAAUAAAGUUCGAGCCACCUGACUCGCCCAUACUUACCAAAUUGAAGAACACGGCAACGAAGUUGCUUGCAAACAUUAACAAUAUUAGGGGCGAAAUGAAGAUUAUGAAGAGUAUUCUUGUAAAGGUAACCAAGAGGAAUCCUAAACCCGCGGACCUCAUCAAAGAGAGAUCGUUACAAGAGACAGUGUUGUGUUACGGUAAACGGGCCGCUGUUAUAUGUUCCCUCGGCUUGGCCAUCAGGUACAUGCUUCCUAAUAUUGUUAAAAAAUAAAAUAUGCACAAGUCAAAA
Molecule: messenger RNA, 1447 nt
Organism: Cydia splendana
Lineage: Eukaryota; Metazoa; Arthropoda; Insecta; Lepidoptera; Tortricidae
Gene: Gasz
Product: ankyrin repeat, SAM and basic leucine zipper domain-containing protein 1
Exons: 8
Coding region: 2-1429 (475 amino acids)
Biological process (GO): piRNA processing
Cellular component (GO): pi-body
Molecular function (GO): protein binding
Source: RefSeq, a predicted model, not a curated record